Teleopsis dalmanni is the source of this 1565-nucleotide messenger RNA. It is a transcript of the gene PIG-K, whose product is annotated as putative GPI-anchor transamidase. The transcript has 7 exons. Gene Ontology annotation, cellular component: GPI-anchor transamidase complex. Lineage: Eukaryota; Metazoa; Arthropoda; Insecta; Diptera; Diopsidae. The record is from RefSeq and is a predicted model, not a curated record. Gene Ontology annotation, molecular function: GPI-anchor transamidase activity. Bases 105 to 1175 code for a protein of 356 amino acids. Gene Ontology annotation, biological process: attachment of GPI anchor to protein; protein localization to cell surface; proteolysis.
ACUAAACAACUGGCCGUGUUAAGCAUGAAAACAUAUUUUCUAGCAAAUAUUUGUGCCGGUCGUAAAUAUCUUUAAUAUCUUUGUUUUAAAUGUAUUAAACAAAAAUGUUUAAAAUUUCUAUAGUAUUAUGUCUAUUAUCCUUCGUGGCAAUUGGUUGUUUGUGUGCUGAAAAGACUGAUAAUUUACCAGAGAAAUUUGUGCAGGAAGUACAGCGUUCCACUCAUACGAACAAUUGGGCUGUACUGGUCGAUGCUUCGCGUUUUUGGUUUAACUAUCGACAUGUAGCAAAUGUAUUAUCAAUAUAUCGUUCAGUGAAACGUUUGGGUAUACCAGAUUCACAAAUUAUACUUAUGAUCGCUGAUGAUAUGGCUUGUAAUCCACGUAAUCCAAGACCGGGUCAAGUUUAUAAUAAUGCAAAUCAACAUAUAAAUGUUUAUGGUGAUGAUGUUGAAGUGGAUUAUCGUGGUUAUGAGGUGACUGUAGAGAAUUUUGUACGUUUAUUAACUGGACGCUCACAAAAUUCUACAGCACGUUCCAAAAAACUGCUCACCGAUGCUGGCAGUAAUGUUUUAAUUUAUUUGACUGGGCAUGGCGGCGAUGGUUUUCUCAAAUUUCAAGAUUCUGAAGAGAUUACCAGUCAAGAAUUGGCAGAUGCUGUUGAACAAAUGUGGGAAAAGAAACGUUACAACGAAUUGUUUUUAAUGGUUGAUACAUGUCAAGCUGCUUCACUGUAUGAAAAAUUCACUUCACCCAAUGUUUUAGCUGUUGCUAGUAGUUUAGUUGGCGAAGAUUCACUUUCGCAUCAUGUUGAUCCAUCCAUUGGUGUUUAUAUGAUUGAUCGUUACACUUACUAUGCGCUUGAGUUCUUGGAAAAAGUGCAGCCAAAUAGUCAGAAAACUAUGGGUGAAUUUUUACAAGUUUGUCCCAAACGUGUUUGCAUAUCAACUGUUGGUGUACGUAAGGAUCUAUAUAAUCGCGAUCCUAAUAAAGUGCCAAUUACUGAUUUCUUUGGUUCUAUACGUCCUACUGAAAUAUCAACUGGACGUGUUAAUAUAACACUAGCAGAAGAAGAAGAUUUUAUUAAUGCCGCUAUUGAGGCUGAAGCAGCAGCUUUGAAACAAAAUGAUUUUAAAAUACAAUUCGAACCACAAUUUCCAAGUGAUUUAUUUAAAUAAAAUUCAACAUUCCAAGCAAAGUAUUAAUAAUAAAUUUUUUUUCAAUUUACCAAAAACAACAAAUAAGUUACACAUUGAGUUAAUUAAUUGACACAGCUUGAAUUACAUAUGAUUUGCAUAGUUAAAAUUAGUUCACACAAAACACAGCUGUAAGUUAAGAAACGAAUAAGCAACUUUUUAAUCUGAAUCAUAAGGACGAGAUGAAUAUGAAGAGAUUUUUAAAGAAGGACUACAUCAACGAUUUGGAAUAUAUCUAAAACAAUUUUGACUCCCAAUCUAGAAGAACGUUCCAUCAAACUAACAGAACUGGUGCUUCUUGUGUUUGUGAAGUUUUACUUGCGGUCACACUGUCUUCCUAAAGGAAUAUGUAUAUUAUAUACUGCAAUAAAG